AGAAGCAGUCCUGAGAUUUAUUUCUGGUGAGAAUAUCAAACGAGUUUCUCAAUAAUUCACAUUGCAUACUGCGCAUUCAACUGGCUUUACUGUAUGUGCCUUUCAGUUUUUGUUUUAAAAUGAGCAAAACAGAGAAACCUUUAUCCACUCUUUGGGGUUGUGAGCUUAAUGAAUCUAAUAAAGAAGAGUCCUUCAAGACGGAUGACACGAACCAUCAACACCAGCUGGCGCUGAGAACGAUGUGUCUGGGUCACACUGCUAAAGAUGAGUUCAAUAUUGUCGAGUUGGUCACUGGUGAGGGCAACAGCAGCGCGAAAGCGGUUCCCAUAGCAACACUACAUGCUAAAUCUAUGCCUACGGUCAACCUGUCUGGAUUGGAUCUUCAUCCACCCGUGACCUUUCGCCUGAAGCGUGGCUCUGGGCCGGUGUACGUCGGAGCUGAACAUGUGGCCCUGGAGGAGUACUCUGAUGAAGAAGAGAUGGAUGAGGAGGUAGAAGAGGAGGAGGAAGAUAUUGAAGAAUCACCUGUUAAAGUCACAAAAAAUGGUGCUGGCAAAAGAAAGAAGCCAGAAAAGGGAGAGGAUGAGAAAGCCUCAGAUGGUGAAAAUCCACCUAAAAAGGGUAAAGGAAGGGGACGGAAGGCGCAAGCUGCAAAGAUGUGGAUGGGAAGCGGCACAUUCCCAGAAGGCCGCUGCUGGACAUUUGAGUUGGGAUCUCAAAUUUCUCACCAUGGUCCCAUUGUAGUUAAGCUUCCUGUCAAUAAAACUGUUGGAGGGUAAAGCAAA
Sinocyclocheilus anshuiensis is the source of this 785-nucleotide messenger RNA. RefSeq names its product nucleoplasmin ATPase-like. The coding region runs from base 120 to 779 and encodes 219 amino acids. NCBI's taxonomy places the organism in Eukaryota, Metazoa, Chordata, Actinopteri, Cypriniformes, Cyprinidae. Gene Ontology annotation, cellular component: nucleoplasm; nucleolus; cytoplasm. Gene Ontology annotation, biological process: chromatin remodeling; positive regulation of DNA replication. Gene Ontology annotation, molecular function: RNA binding; histone binding; chromatin binding. The transcript is spliced from 10 exons. The record is from RefSeq and is a predicted model, not a curated record.